UUUCCCACUAUCCAAACUUUAAGGUGUGCCUGUAAAAGUUCUAGUAAUCAGAUAUUUCCGCUGGAACUUGAAUGCUUCAUGAGUGGAUUGCACCCCCAGGGAAUUCCGGGAACCUCACAUGACGCCAGCUCUCCAGCUCUAUUGGUCCGAGGCACGUGUCUGAGAGGCCCGUAUCACACGUCAUCGCACGCCUCACAGCCAAUCAGAAAUGAGAGUCAAAAUCAGUAGUGAAAGUAUUUGAGCGGCGUCUUUAUGAGGGCAGCUUAGUGCUGCUGGAAGCAUCAGUAAUUGUGUGCAAGGAGCCGUAAAAAUUCAACAGACUUUCUACAGUUUUUACUAUUUUUAUACAAAACACCUGAGCAUUAGAGUCCGGCCAUGAGGAGGAGGCUUUUACCACAAAGUGAAGCAUGAUUUUUCUUUGUCAAAAUCACAAGAGGCGCAUUUCCACAGCAAAAACAAUAUCAACUAUUCUGCCAAAAAGGAAUUCGUUUUUUCUCAUUGCGUUUUUGUUUUUUUUUCCUCAAAAAUAUAUAAUUAAUUGAUACGAAAGUGAACAGGACGUAACACAAAAUUGGAAUUACUACUUUGUAGAAGGGCGCAAAGAGAGAGGUGCUGAGGGUGAUCAUCAUUAUGGAAGAAAAUGCACGACGAGACCCAGAGCGCCCAGAGGACUCCGACGACGAGUCCAAUCGGGCCGUGCUGCCUCUCCUCCAGCCACCUGGCAACCAGCAGUCCCACAGGAUCACCAACUUUUACAUCGAUAACAUUUUAAGACCGGACUUCGGCCGCAAGAGGAAGGACGGGACUUUGGUCCGGGAGGGAGACAGUCUGGGAGUGAACAGAGAGAGAAAGUCUUCCAAAACUGGCAACCCGCGGCAGGGUGGAGCAGGAGGCGAGGUGCAGGAGGAGGUGGAGGAGGAGGAGGACACGGGAUCAUCCAACGACCGGCAUCAGGACACUGAGGCCAGGAGGCCUGACCUGAUAGCCGGUGAUGGGGCUGUGAAGGGCCGGGGGAGCAGCGGGGACCGCUGCCGCAGCCCUCAGGCCAGCCCGGCCCCUGCGUCCAAACCGAUGCUGUGGCCAGCCUGGGUUUAUUGUACCCGCUACUCGGACCGUCCGUCAUCAGGGCCAAGAUCCCGUAAACCAAAGAAGGCGCCGACCCCGAGUAAAGAGGACAAGCGGCCCCGGACGGCCUUCACCGCGGAGCAGCUGCACCGGUUAAAAACGGAGUUCCAGAGCAACCGGUACCUGACCGAGCAACGGAGGCAGAGCCUGGCCCAGGAACUUGGCCUCAACGAGUCUCAGAUCAAAAUCUGGUUUCAGAACAAGCGGGCCAAAAUCAAGAAAACUACCGGGAAUAAAAACUCUCUGGCGCUGCAUCUAAUGGCGCAGGGACUGUACAACCACUCCACGGCCAAGGACGCCAAUAAGUCGGACAGCGACUAGAUGAGACACAAGGGGAAGGAAUGGCGGGAGGGAGGGGGGUUCUGGACCAUGCAAUAAAACCACUUCAGUACCAGCAUUCAUAUUUAAAACCCAACCAGAGACACAUGAUAUUGUGACAUUUUGUUUAUCCUUUGAAUGUGUGUGUGUGUGUGUGUGUGUGUGUGUGUGUGUGUGUGUGUGUGUGUGUGAGUAUGCGGGGCUGUAGGUUUGUUAUGACGAUGUCCAAUCCAUGUCAAAGAUUGUGCUGGUGAUGUCCCACCCAGAAGUCGGACA
This is a messenger RNA of Dicentrarchus labrax (European seabass), 1719 nucleotides long. Its product is annotated as homeobox protein engrailed-2b-like. Lineage: Eukaryota; Metazoa; Chordata; Actinopteri; Moronidae. Gene Ontology annotation, cellular component: nucleus. The record is from RefSeq and is a predicted model, not a curated record. The transcript has 2 exons. The coding region runs from base 631 to 1446 and encodes 271 amino acids. Gene Ontology annotation, molecular function: RNA polymerase II cis-regulatory region sequence-specific DNA binding; DNA-binding transcription factor activity, RNA polymerase II-specific. Gene Ontology annotation, biological process: multicellular organism development; neuron differentiation; regulation of transcription by RNA polymerase II.